Molecule: messenger RNA, 7757 nt
Organism: Rhineura floridana
Lineage: Eukaryota; Metazoa; Chordata; Lepidosauria; Squamata; Rhineuridae
Gene: E2F1
Product: E2F transcription factor 1
Exons: 7
Coding region: 802-2064 (420 amino acids)
Biological process (GO): regulation of transcription by RNA polymerase II; G1/S transition of mitotic cell cycle
Cellular component (GO): Rb-E2F complex
Molecular function (GO): protein dimerization activity; DNA-binding transcription factor activity, RNA polymerase II-specific; RNA polymerase II cis-regulatory region sequence-specific DNA binding
Source: RefSeq, a predicted model, not a curated record
AUCAACCUCAAAGCGGCGUCCAAUGAGGCGGCACCUCUCCUCCGAAGCCGAAUGUUGAUGUGGAGGAUCUGACCAAUAAGAGCUACGAUACCCUGCUCGUGCUGCUUUCGCGGCAAAAAGGAUUUGGCGCGCAAACGUGUGCGGGGCCGGGAGCAGCUGGGAACAAUAACAGUGCCUUGAGCUGAGCUUGAGUAGAUCAAAGGGGCUUGGCUGAGCGCUCUAGCGGAAAGACUCGGGGAGAAGAAGAAGGAGCCCGACUUGUGGGAGGUUAAGAGAAAUCUAAGCGGAGCUGGGCAGGGCAGCUCAGCUAGGAAGUCGGCAUUGACCCGCAAAGCGUGGGCGGAAGAGAGCCCUGUGUAACCCUCAGCCUUGCCUUCCCAGCGGCGCUCAGAGUCUUUGUGGGGGGAUUCUCAGAUGACCAGGAAAACAGCCUUGGUGCCCUCCGCUCUUGGCCUUGCCUCCUCCUUUCAACUUACGGCCCUGGCUGGCUGCACCUCCGCGGGACACCAUUUCCCGGGCCUCUGGUCUUAAGGAGAAUGGGGCGUGCUCGUGGCUUUCAGCCCUUGCCAUCCGGUGUGUCCCUCCACCCCGGCGUCCAGGACGAUGGUACUGCUCCCCUGAUACGACUCUGAUUCCCGGGAAGUCCUUUCAAGACGGGGGGGGGAAGAGAUCUCUUGAUUUCCUGCGGUGUGUGGGGGAAGGGAGGGAGAGGAGGGGGCAAGAUCAGGCCUCCCCCCUUCCUCCUUCACCACCCCACUCUCGUCCAGGCUCCCGGGCAUGUGAGUCCCGGCGUUUUGUAUCAUGUCUCUGGAGCGUCUGGGAGUGACUCAGAAUGUGGCAGACCUGGAAGCCCUCUUGAGGGGAGCAGAGGCCAUCCAUGUGAUGGAACAGCAGAUCGUGAUCAUUUCCACCCCAGACCAGCUCCCCACGACCGAAGGAGAGAACGAUACCGAACUGCUGCUGUUCGCCACUCCACAGCCUGCCAGAUUGGAGACAGCAACGCAAAGGCCUCCUCUGGAACGUCCACCGGUAAAACGAAAACUGAACUUGGAGACUGACCACCAGUACAUUGCAGAGAGUGUUCAAGCAUCCAGAGGAAAAGCAAAACACCCUGUCAAAGGGGUGAAGUCUCCUGGAGAGAAAUCCCGCUAUGAAACCUCUCUGAAUCUGACCACCAAGCGUUUCCUGGAGCUGCUGAGCCAAUCGCCUGAUGGUGUUGUGGAUCUCAACUGGGCUGCAGAGGUGUUGAAAGUGCAGAAGAGGCGGAUCUAUGACAUCACAAAUGUCUUGGAGGGUAUCCAGCUGAUCACCAAGAAGUCCAAGAACCAUAUCCAGUGGCUGGGUAGCCGGGCUGCUGUGGGGAGUACCAGCAAGAGCCAGGGGUUGGUGAAGGAACUCCAGGAUCUUCAGGCAGCAGAACAGCAACUGGACAAUCUCAUCCAGAUGUGCACUACUCAGUUCAAGCUCCUCACGGAGGACCCUGAGAACAAGCACUCAGCUUAUGUGACAUGUCAAGAUCUGCGCAGCAUUGCAGACCCCUCCGAGCAACUGGUGAUGGUGAUCAAAGCCCCCCAGGAGACGCAGAUGCAAGUCUCUGACCCAACAGAGGCUUUCCAAAUUGCUGUGAAAAGCACUCAGGGCCCCAUCGAUGUGUUCCUGUGUCCAGAAGAGAGCUCUGCAGACUGCAGCCCCAUCAAGAGUCCAUUGAAAAUGGCUGCUGAGGAACCUUCUCCGGGAUCUUCACAAGCAUCGACGUCUGUCCUUCUGCACCCCUCCCAGGAAAUGAAUUUACCAUUGCUGAGUGCAGAUCAAGAGCCCCUCUUGCCUGCGGAGAGCAAUCUGCCACUGAAGUCCCCUGCAGAUGAUGUGAACUUCUCACCACUGGCCUCCGUGGAUGCUUUGCUCCAGCAGGGCAAGGAUGACUUCUCAAGUUUCCUGCCCACUGAAUUCAUUGCACUUUCGCCACCCCAGACCCAGGACUAUCAUUUUGGGCUCGAGGAGGGUGAAGGCAUCAGUGAGCUCUUUGACUGUGACUUUGGAGACUUUACUUCCUUGGAUUUCUGAGCAACCUCAGGUGGGGUGGGGGUGGGGGAAUGCAACUCAGCUGACCCUGCCCAACCACAGGGCAUCCUCUCAGAGCUGACGUCUGAAUGUAACCACAAGGCUAGCCUUAGCCUCCUUGGCCAGCAUGCUGUGGAGUAGACUCCAGCGGAGGAGAGAAAAAGCUUGAGGCAGCAGCGGCAGGGAUGCGAUUCAGUUCCUGGAGAUGGCUGUCUUGUCAUGAUUGAGAAAGGUGCCUAUGAAGCUAAUCGCUGCUGUGAAUGUUGUAGGCCUCUUUCUGUGGCCUUAUCAGGGGUCAGCAGGCACCAUCUUCAGCCUGCUGCAUCCAGGCCUAUAGUAGUAGUGGCUAGGAUCAGUGGGUGGACUCAUCUUGAUUCACUGGUGCCAUGUUGUGACUCUGUAGGGAUAGUCCUAGUAAUUAAUGCUGUUGCCCUAGCAACAGCUCUUAACUCUCGCUCAGCCACUCCUUUCCCUGAAUCCUCACUGAAUCAUAUUUAGUGGUGGGCAGUCUCCCCCUCCCUCUCAGCUGUUUAUCCUUCCUUCCUAUGAGCAAGUCCCUCUGUUGCCUUGGAAACCAUGACGGUCAGAAGAUCUCCUUCUGAGAACAGGUGCUCCUUCCCUCAUACUGUCAGCAAAGUUUCCUUUGAGUUGUAAGGCAGUAAUGGUCUUGACCUUGUUGUGAGGGAGCACCUCUCUGCUAACCAGCUGUAGAACAAAAAGGCAGGAAUGGUAGUUCUAAAUAAUUGGUGAUAACCUGACACCCCAUUGUCCUGCAGACCAGAUCAUUCUGGUUGGCUGGCAUUGAGGCAGCAACAGUUUGCAGUUUAAGAACAAGGGGGUGAGUUGUUUUUUGCUGGCAAGGUAAACCUGAGAUGUGUAAUCCAGUGGUAAAAUAGUGGCCAUUUUGAGGAAACGAAGCCAAGUGGGUUGAGGUGGUGUGGAGAGAAUCUUUCAGUUGGAAGAAGGAGAAGAAGAAAAGCUGCUUAGAGCUAGUGAAACAAAAUAAUCGUAUGUGCCUGAAGAGUUGCUUCUCCCCCCCCUUUGUGUUUUAAACUAGUGUUUGAAAAAGAGAGGCGAACUUUUGAAUGCAAAAGUCAAGAAUGGUGGAGUGAGUUGUUUCUGGGUAUUAGCGUAGAGCAAGAGAAUUUUCUUCUCUGAGGUCCUACUCAUGAUAAAGCUUUAAGGAGAGUUCUGCAUAGAUUAUUUAUUUAUUAUGGGCUUCCCACCCUCUACCCCAUUAUGCUUUUUUGGAAGGCCUCUGAUUCUCCCACCUCCUGGUGUGGAAUGUGUUCGAUUCUGGGGAUGGGUUUGGUCUUUUAUUUUGUUUUUUUUUAAAGUAGUUGGCUAGAUGGCCAGUGGGUUUAGUUGCCCUUAUCUUUGAUGAACAGGAGACAGAUAGGGCGAUGCUUAAGGUGAAGUCAGCCAGAACAUUUUGCUUUGGCAGGAGAGAGUCCAAAACAUGGCUCACUAGUCUUCAUUAAAGCAAAGGAUUCUGUUCACUGACUCUAGCUCAGAUAAUAGUGUAAGACAGCACAUGAUGAAUGCCUUUUUUCCCGAAGACUUGUUCGACCCUUCCCCUGGAAAGCUAAAGGCACAAAGUCCUGACUGACUUCAGUCUCCGCAAUGCCCAACUGCCCCUCCCCUGCCCCCUGUGCUAAGCACUGUGGGAUUCCCUGCCCCCCAGAAGUCAUGAAUUCAUAUUAUUUAUUUAUUAUUUAUGUGGCUCCAUCCAGUGCUCCUGGAAGGUUAAAGGAAAGUUAUUGGAGGAGGAGACUGCAUGAAGUAAAAACUCUGCACGCCCAAGCAUGUAGAAAGAGACCAUAUUGUAUCCUGGUAGAAUAGCUAACCUAGCAGAAUUGAGAAUGGAGGAUUUGGAAGCGAGUAGCUGGUGUGUUGUAGAUGAGCUGUUGGCUGCGGUAGGACAAGAUUGCUGUGUGUCCCCAUCCACGUGAUGGGAGUGUGGCUGGUCAAGAUGGUUGUAUUGAAAUGCUAUUUAUUGGUAGAAAAAUGAACUGCAGGUUCAUUUUGUACAGGAAUACUUUUGGGGGGGCAGGGGUGUUAACAAGGAGGGAAAGGGUGAGAGAGAGACAUACUGACCUAGUUAUAUGAGUCUGAGCAAGGAAUAUCUCUCUUCUGGCCUUAUCCAUAUUGAAGAGCAGCUUUAGUUGUCAGAAAGCCAGGACAAAUGAGGCUUCAGCGAAACCUUUAAAGUUAUGGAUGUUGCUGGCUUCAUAUCAUAUGACAGGGCAGCUAUCAGUGCUGUCCCUUGGGUGUCAGCUUCAAUAAUACCACAAAUUUCAAUUACUAGAACUCACCAAAGCAUGAGAGACUUCAUACAAGUCUCUCUUGCAUCACAGAAAAGGCCACUGUGGCUGUAUGUGUGUGAAGCUUUCAUACUCAGCAACUCGGUGUCUGGUGUAGGCGGUCUUUACGGUGUUGAUAGGUUUGUGGAACAGCCUUGUCCAUCUGGGCUAGUUCUAUCAGGAAAAGAUGCUGUGUAGGCAUUUUAGAACAAGAGGGCUGGGACCCCUCUUGUGCAUGGUGGCACUUGAUUGUGGGUACCCUAAAACUGCACUGGAAGCUCUUCUGCUGGCCAGAGUGGUGGGGGAUGGAGAAUAAGAAUGGAGCCUUUCUAACUGGGCUGCCUUUGGCUGUCAUAUACAGAAUGAGUCCUCAGCCCUGCUUAAGCAUUUAAGCCCUCUCAUCCAAACACUUAACAGGGCUGUGUGCACCAAACCCUCCUCCCCUGACCACUGCACAGUCAGAAUGAAGGUUUGCAAGGAUUCUAUCCUCAUUCAGCUGAACAUAGUAAUAAAGAUGGAGAUGCAUUCUGUCAGUCAGUCAAAUACUCUGUUAACAGCACUGUUCUUCAGUCUUGGGUACCCAGAUAAGUCUACAACUCCCAUCAUCCUUUGCCAUUGGCUAAACUGGCUGGGAUUAAUGGGAGUUGUAGUCCAACAUCUGGGGACCCAUGGUUGAAGAUAUGUGGCCUACAGCAUGUAUUGUUUUUUCACUCCUGCCGUAAAGCUGAAACUUAAGAGCAACCCUUCCGUAGCUAAGCUCUGUAGUCACUGCAAAAGGAGAAACAGCUGUCUCCUAGCAGGCAGAACAUCUGCAAGUUCUGUCCUGAAGCAAGAAGAGUUAUAUUCUCCACAGAAAACACAUGUGCGCCUUUUAGAAUGGGUGCCAUAAUGUGUGCUUUUACAUCUUUACCCUAGCCUUAUUUCCUGAUUCAGACAACAGUGUAGGGUCUUGAUCACAUUCACCUGAACAACUUUCUUCUAGUUUAAGUGCACAGGACUCCUGUCUGAUGAUCUCUCCUCAUGAGAAUGUGGAUAACCUAAGAAAUGUGGGUCAGUGCACAGAGAAACAAGCUGUUGCCAUAAUGUCACUACUUCCAAACAACUUGUUGAGACCAGCCGUUUCUUCUUGGUAUGCCUGUUCUGUGCACAGCUGUACUUUUCUUAGGGAGUGGGGAAUGUCUUUUUCAAGGGCUUGCCCCAUUGCCGACUCAGAUCAUGCUUUCUGGUUCGUGUAAAGUGCCUCACUGUAUUCCCCAGCAGCCUCCAUAGCGUAGGCCACUUCACAGGCCUUUUGGGGUUUUGAUACAGCUAACAAAAUUUUUCCAAAACUGCUGACUGCAAAAGCCAGAAACAAAUUGGUCCCAUAAAGCAUCACUUUAUUUUUUUAUUUAUUAAAUUUAUAUCCCACCCUUCAUCCCCAACAUUCAUUCAAAUGGGUAGUGUUUCGAUAAUUUUCCUUGAGCAGCUGCAAUGGACACUUCUGGGUUUCACUGAUGGAACCCAUUUAACAUUCCGCUAUCAUUCAUUGGGUGAGGAAAAAAUGAUCUUGCAUGCUUGCUGUGAUGUCAGAGCACUUAGCAUUUCCAGGAAAUGUCAGAGGCAAUAAAUCAAGUAGCACUCCUUACAUUUUGAAUGAUUGCCGAAUGAGUUUCAGCAUUCCUGGAAGCUGCCUAAAACGAAUGAAUAUCUGGAAUGGAGGUGCAGGCUACACAUUUCUCUUCAAAAACAUGUUACUCAUGCUUCAGGGACUUUGUUGAAUUCUUCUGUGUUGCCUAGAGAAGUUCCCACAUUUUUGAGGAGGAGGACAGCUCUUGAGAUUAAGCACAAGCACUCUUUCAGUGUGCUGGCCGUGAAUGGUAGCCAGCCAGAGUCUCAGUUCUGGUUUCUCUGCCUUCCUGGGCUGCAAUAAGGAGGAUUUGUUGAGCACCAAUAUAUGGUUGAUGAGCUACUUUUGCCUUGAUAGGUCACAAGUUCUAGAGACCUGCUUUCUUGUGUUCUGUGGACCCCUCUGGUUAGUUAAGGAAAAUAAACUGGUCCUUUGCCAGACUUGUACAGGCAAGACAGCUGCUGUCUACCCUACUAGCUGUAGUUUUCAACUUUGCAUAAAAAAGCUGCUCAAUUUUUCCAGCUCUCAACCUCAGAUGUCAUGUCACGUAUAGCAGAAGUCUAUCCAGUAAUUCUUUUUCAGGUUGCCUACCUUCUCUUGCUCAUUUUGCCUCUACAGUUAAGUUUUCCUGUGGUUGAAUAAUCUUUUUGUAAAAUAAAAAUAAAACUAGGUCUUUCAUCUUAUUUGAGGCCUGGGAGGUACCUGUGUCAAUGUGCUCCAAAUAGCAGUAGACUGAAAGAUCCUUGUUGCCAGAUAAAAUGAUCAGCACCCUAAGUGACAGAGAAAACAAAAGGCUCCACAGGGGUAAAGGAGCAGUACAUCACAGCCUAUGAGAAAAGGAGGUGCACUAUGCACGUUGAUCUUGCAUGGUUAAAGAAAUCAAACUGAAAAGUGAGUGUGUAUCAUAUGUACAAAACAUCUUCCAGGGCUUCUUUUGUUGGAAAGGUGGCCUAUAUGCCAUUAGACAGAACUUCCAAGGAGUUGGCAAGAGGGAGACUCAGCCACUUAACUGUAUUGGUUAAAAUGAAUUUUGGAGAUCCAGGUAAAAGUGCGUUGGAUCCAAAGCCUGUUGUGAGAAGAGCUGAACAUAUGAUAUUCCAGUAUCUUGAAUGUGAGCAUGGAUUUCUAGAAGCAGCUGUAGAAAGUUCUAUUGAUAUCAGUCUGAGAAAAUGAUACAGGGAGUGAUGGGAUGGAAGAGGAUGGGAGCGGGCUCUUUCUCCCUUCCUGCUUUUCACCCAGAUGGGAGCACUUACACAAAUACAUAUACCAAUAGCUUUGAAAAGCUAUUGGAGCAAAGAAAUAAAAGCCUAGAUUAUGUGUGAUUCUUCUCCUUCCAGUAGGUCUUUGUUCCUCCUUCCAGUGAAAAGUAGGGGCAAGUCCAAGUAGAGAUUGGCUUUUGUCAAGUUUUUAUUAAAAUUGAAAGCACAGUAAGAGGGGAAAAUGUCUUCCGCCCCAGUGAGAGAGUGUGUGGAGUUUGUGUUGGAGGUGGAUGCUUCAUGGAAAGGACUACAGAAUUUCAAGCAUUUUGGGAGAGCAUUGGUAUUUGGUUGGGGCAGCUAAAGGCUGCUGGGAUAUUGUGGUGAUGGUUCUUAAGGGUUGCACCUUUUUUCUUUUGGUAAGUGCCCAGCCAGGAGCAGUUGGUCCUUUGGCAGCCAAGCAACUACGUGCAUUGCAAAAACUGCAGCAAAUCCCAGUGCCUGAAAUAAACUUCUGUGUGCCUUAUUUAAUAUAUAAAACAAGCCUGUUCAUGAUUUGUGCUUUUAGUUUUAAUAAAUAUUUCUACUUCA